CGGCGGGGCCGGGCCGGGCCGGGGCGGGAGCUGAGCGCGGCGCGGCUGCGGGCGGCGCCCCCUCCGGUGCAAUAUGUUCAAGAGAAUGGCUGAGUUCGGGCCUGACUCCGGGGGCAGGGUGAAGGGCGUCACCAUCGUGAAGCCGGUAGUGUACGGGAACGUGGCGCGGUACUUCGGGAAGAAGAGGGAGGAGGACGGGCACACGCAUCAGUGGACGGUUUACGUGAAGCCCUACAGGAACGAGGACAUGUCCGCCUACGUGAAAAAAAUCCAGUUCAAGCUGCACGAGAGCUACGGGAAUCCUCUCCGAGUCGUUACCAAACCGCCGUACGAGAUCACCGAAACGGGCUGGGGCGAAUUUGAAAUCAUCAUCAAGAUAUUUUUCAUUGACCCAAACGAGCGACCUGUAACCCUGUAUCACUUGCUGAAGCUUUUUCAGUCUGACACCAAUGCGAUCCUGGGAAAGAAAACUGUAGUUUCUGAAUUCUAUGAUGAAAUGAUAUUUCAAGAUCCUACUGCCAUGAUGCAGCAACUGUUAACAACGUCCCGUCAGCUGACACUUGGUGCUUACAAGCAUGAAACAGAGUUUGCAGAUCUUGAAGUAAAAACCAGGGAAAAGCUGGAAGCUGCCAAAAAGAAAACCAGUUUUGAAAUUGCUGAGCUUAAAGAAAGGUUAAAAGCAAGUCGUGAAACCAUCAACUGUUUAAAGAGUGAAAUCAGAAAACUUGAAGAGGAUGAUCAGUCUAAAGAUAUGUGAUGAGUGUUGGUAAGGAGCCUGUAAUGAGGAUGAAAGGACUUCAGUCGUGGAGUUGUAUGCGUUCUCUCCAAUUCUGUAAUGGAGACUGUAUGAAUUUCAUUUGCAAAUCACUGCAGUGUGUGGCAACUGACUGUUGAUAAAUGGGAGAAAACAAGAAUUAAUGUAUCCUCAUUUUAUAGUUAAAAUCUCUGGGUAUGUACUGGUUUAUUUCAAGGAGAAGGAAUCGAAGAGAGGGAGGCCAGAUUGCUGCUUGUACUGACUGCAUUUGAGUGGUGUAGGAACAUUCUGCACAUGGUCCUGUGUUAGUUUACAGAACACCACUGUUUACUGUUUUUGUUUUGUUUUUUACUUUUUCUACUGCAACGUUAAGGUUUUAGAAGUUGAAAAUAAAACACGCAGGUUUUUAAAUACUUUUUUGUCUCUAUCCAGUUCGGGCUUCAAGUAUCAUUGUUAAUAACAAGUCCUGAUUUAAGUCAGAGGUUGAAAUGUAAUGGUAUCCAAGAUGCUUAAGUUUGCUAUCAAAAAAAAAAAAACUUCAUAAAAUCAAAAAAUAGCAUUUUUAAUAACUUCUUUAUCAACAGAUAAGAGUUUCUAGCCCUGCAUCUGCUUUCACUUAUAUAGUUGAUGCCUUUAUAUUUUGUGUGUUUGGAUGCAGGAAUAGAUUCCUGCUCUGUUUUGUGGAUAUUCUAUUUAACACUCGUACUCUGCUGUGUUUAGCCUUUGAAAAAACCAUGAGUCCAAAAGCCAUGAAAAAAAUCAGUGCCUGAUCUUUGGCUUGUAAAUCUCCCUCUUCUUUUGUAGCCUGAUAGAGAUGGCAGACCCUCGGGUUUAUAAAGGCUUGGGCAUCUUUGCUGCUUUGAGAUUCUGUGUUGCAGUUACCUCUGGCAGAGAGGAGAAAAACCCCACAGACCUCAUCCCCUUCUUCUAUAGAAAGCAAUAUUGUUAAUGCUUUGAGAACAAAGCACUGGUUUGAAACAAUUGAUAAUUAGCAUUUAACAUGGCUUGGUAAAGAUUCAGAGCUGAAAUAGUUGUGACAGUGUGAACUCAGUAUGGAGACUUCAUUAAGAAAAACAGCUGUUAAAAUUGGGCACGUUUCAUCGAAGAGGAUGGGGCAGCUUGCACAAGUGCUGCCCACACAAAUCCCUCCUGGUGCUGCAGACCAAUUUUUCUGGCAUUCUGACUGCCAUUGCUGCUGAUCACAGAGAGCAAUUGUUUUUAUCAGCCACAAGCAAUUUGCUUAUAUUGUUUUCCAAGCAGUGUAGGUAAGUAUAAAUGCAUUGGCUCCGUAGCACUUUGAGUAUACUUAUUAAGAACAUAAAUGAAAGACAAAUUUGCUUUGCUUGGGUGCAUAGGACACUUCUAAUUGCAACCUGCUUUUUGUUAGAGGCUGUCUUCUGAGGCUAGAACUGACUUUGACAAGUUGAGAAACUGGCAACUGAGCUAUUGCUAUUGAAGGAUCCUUGUUAACAAAGUUAAUUGUCUUUCAAGGUUCGGUUUAUUCAUUAAAUU
Molecule: messenger RNA, 2266 nt
Organism: Lagopus muta (rock ptarmigan)
Lineage: Eukaryota; Metazoa; Chordata; Aves; Galliformes; Phasianidae
Gene: YEATS4
Product: YEATS domain containing 4
Exons: 7
Coding region: 74-757 (227 amino acids)
Biological process (GO): regulation of DNA-templated transcription
Source: RefSeq, a predicted model, not a curated record